CUCGCGAGAAGGAAGACGCGCAAGCCUCAGCGGCCCGGAACCGGCCUCGGAACAGUGGCGGACCCUAAAGCUGUUUGCCCUCCCGCCCCAUGGAGUGGCCCCCAGGGCUGCGGCCGGGCGCGGGCGGGCCCUGGGAGAUGCGGGAGCGGCUGGGCACCGGCGGCUUCGGGAACGUCUGCUUGUACCAGCAUCGGGAACUUGAUCUCAAAAUAGCAAUUAAAUCUUGUCGCCUAGAGCUUAGUACCAAAAACAGAGAACGGUGGUGCCAUGAAAUCCAGAUCAUGAAAAAGUUGAACCACGCCAAUGUUGUAAAGGCCUGUGAUGUUCCUGAGGAAUUGAAUUUUUUGAUUAAUGAUGUGCCUCUUUUAGCAAUGGAAUACUGUUCUGGAGGAGAUCUCCGGAAGCUGCUCAACAAACCAGAAAAUUGUUGUGGACUUAAAGAAAGCCAGAUACUUUCUUUACUGAGUGAUAUAGGGUCUGGAAUCCGAUAUUUGCAUGAAAACAAAAUUAUACAUCGUGAUCUAAAACCAGAAAACAUAGUUCUUCAAGAUGUUGGUGGAAAGAUUGUGCAUAAAAUAAUUGAUCUGGGAUAUGCCAAAGAUGUUGAUCAAGGAAGUCUGUGUACAUCGUUUGUGGGAACAUUGCAGUAUCUGGCCCCAGAGCUCUUUGAGAAUAAGCCUUACACAGCCACUGUUGACUACUGGAGCUUUGGGACCAUGGUGUUUGAAUGUAUUGCUGGAUAUAGGCCUUUUUUGCAUCACCUGCAGCCAUUUACCUGGCAUGAAAAGAUUAAGAAGAAGGAUCCAAAAUGUAUAUUUGCAUGUGAAGAGAUGACAGGAGAAGUUCGGUUUAGUAGCCAUUUACCUCAACCAAACAGCCUUUGUAGUUUAAUAGUAGAACCCAUGGAAAACUGGCUGCAAUUGAUGCUGAACUGGGAUCCUCAGCAGAGAGGAGGACCUACCGAUCUUACUUUGAAGCAGCCAAGAUGUUUUAUAUUAAUGGAUUACAUUUUGAAUUUGAAGAUAGUACACAUCCUAAAUAUGACUUCUGCAAAGAUAAUUUCUUUUCUGUUACCACCUGAUGAAAGUCUUCAUUCACUGCAGUCUCGUAUUGAGCGUGAAACUGGAAUAAAUACUGGUUCUCAAGAGCUUCUGUCAGAGAUGGGAAAUUCUCUGGAUCCUCGGAAACCAGCCUCUCAGUGUGUUCUAGAUGGAGUCAGAGGCUGUGAUAGCUAUAUGGUUUAUUUGUUUGAUAAAAGUAAAACUGUAUAUGAAGGACCAUUUGCUUCCAGAAGUUUAUCUGACUGUGUAAAUUAUAUUGUACAGGACAGCAAAAUACAGCUUCCAAUUAUACAGCUGCGUAAAGUAUGGGCUGAAGCAGUGCACUAUGUGUCUGGGCUAAAAGAAGACUACAGCAGGCUCUUUCAGGGACAAAGAGCAGCGAUGUUAAGUCUUCUUAGAUAUAAUGCUAACUUGACAAAAAUGAAGAACACUUUGAUCUCAGCAUCUCAGCAACUGAAAGCUAAAUUGGAGUUUUUUCACAAAAGCAUUCAGCUUGAUUUGGAAAGAUACAGUGAGCAGAUGACAUACGGGAUAUCCUCAGAAAAAAUGUUAAAAGCAUGGAAGGAAAUGGAAGAAAAGGCUAUCCACUAUGCUGAGGUGGGGAUCAUUGGAUACCUGGAGGAUCAGAUCAUGUCCCUGCACACUGAAAUCAUGGAGCUACAGAAGAGCCCCUAUGGAAGACGUCAGGGAGACUUGAUGGAAUCUCUGGAACAGCAUGCCAUUGAUCUAUAUAAGCAGUUAAAGCACAGACCUUCAGAUCACUCCUACAGCGACAGCACAGAAAUGGUGAAGAUCAUUGUGCAUACAGUGCAGAGUCAGGACCGGGUUCUCAAGGAGCUGUUUGGUCAUCUGAGCAAGUUGUUGGGCUGUAAGCAGAAGAUUAUUGAUCUACUGCCCAAGGUGGAAAUGGCCCUCAGUAACAUCAAAGAAGCUGACAGUACUGUCAUGUUUAUGCAAGGCAAGAGGCAGAAAGAAAUAUGGCAUCUCCUUAAAAUUGCUUGUACACAGAGUUCUGCCCGCUCCCUUGUAGGAUCCAGUUUAGAAGGUGCAGUAACCCCUCAGGCAUCGGCAUGGCUGCCCCCAACUUCAGCAGAACGUGAACAUACUCUGCCAUGCGUGGUAACUCCUCAAGAUGGCAUAAGAUGUGCCGUAUCCAGAGCCAGUGGCUCUUUGCUAGCUUGUGUUUGUCGCUUUUCUCACAACUCAUGGAGACUUCUACAGCACCAGCAUUUCCUGGAAGCUCUGCCCAUAAUUAGUUUUUCAGAAAUGCAGCCAUGUUGCAUCACUGCUCAGGAGGUCAUGCAGUUGCACAUUCUGUACUCUACUUUAAUGAGAGAAAAGCACAUGGCAGGAAGGCAAGCUGAUAUCAGGGAGACUUUAGCACAAAUGAUAGAAGAAAAUUUGAACUGUCUUGGCCAUUUAAGCACUAUUAUUCAUGAAGCAAAUGAGGAACAGGGCAGUAGUAUGAUGAAUCUUGAUUGGAGUUGGUUAACAGAAUGACUUGCCACUUUUUUACUGUCCCCAAGUUGAAGUUGUCACUGCAGAUGCUGGAAAUUCUUCUCUCAUGAAAUUACUGUUCAGACAUCAGACAGUGGAAAAAAUGGCUAUGGUUAAAAACUACGCAUGAUUUUACAAGCACAAUAUUUUGACUUUGGAUAAAUUUACCCCUUGAACAGGUAGAAGUUUGUGUCAGUGACUUGCUUAAGUACAUCAUUGCAUUGUUUGUCUUCAGACUUGCUACAACAUUAUUAAUUUAACUGACUAAAAAUAUCUUUUUUUAACAUUUAACUUGGGUAUAAGGACAAAACUAAUAUAUAUACAAAGAGUAAAAAAACCUAAACUAACGUGAUCUAAGUCAUCUGCCUGUGUUUCUGUGGAAGAGACUGCUCACAAGUAAAAUUGUACUUCUUAAAGAGUAAACCCUACCUCCUUGUAUUGCAUUCAACAGUGCUCUUCCUUGCCCACAAGGAAGGGAUUGUGCAUCUGUGCCUUUAUUAUCAGUUGGCUAACAAAUCUUAUGUGUGCUAUGUGUAUAUGUAUUUAAGAUGUACAUUUAAUAAUAUGAGAUGAUGCUUGUUAAUUUAUAAUGUAUUUGAAAGCUUAUCUGUUUUUUCAUUUGUAAAAAUGAAUAAUUUGUUUAAGGAGUCUUUCAUGUCUUGUCAUACAAAUUUAUAAAAGUCUACACUCCCUUAUCUGUAAUUCUAAAAUCCAAAAAGCUCUGAAAACAAGGUUUUUCAUAAGAUUGGUGACAAAACUCAUUUGCUUGCAAAUCUAACCUGAACUGAUACUCAAUCUACUUAUUCCAUUAGUGUGAAUAUUCAUUUAUUUUGCCGCAGAAAUAUUGUAUUUUAAUUUUUUUUGUUGGGUGGUUGUGCAGUGGAUGCUGGCGCAGGCACUGCUGGGGGUUUAUGUAGUAUGGUAUAUGCACUGAAUUACCUUUUUAAAAUCUGAAAAUUUUUUAAUUUGGAAACAUCUGGCCUUAAGGGUUCCAGAUAAAGGACUGUGGAUCUCCCAUCUUUUAAGUCAUUUAGAAGGUAUUGUUUUUAAAAAAUGUGAAAUGCUUUUGUAUUCUAGACAGUUUUUCACUUUGUGUAUUAAAUGAUUUUUAAGUUA
Manis javanica (Malayan pangolin) is the source of this 3674-nucleotide messenger RNA. It is a transcript of the gene CHUK, whose product is annotated as component of inhibitor of nuclear factor kappa B kinase complex. Gene Ontology annotation, biological process: peptidyl-serine phosphorylation; tumor necrosis factor-mediated signaling pathway; positive regulation of transcription by RNA polymerase II. Gene Ontology annotation, cellular component: IkappaB kinase complex; cytoplasm. Gene Ontology annotation, molecular function: ATP binding; IkappaB kinase activity. The record is from RefSeq and is a predicted model, not a curated record. Lineage: Eukaryota; Metazoa; Chordata; Mammalia; Pholidota; Manidae.